AUGGGUCAGGUGUCAGUCAUCGUAGCUUUGAUCGUGGGCUGUGUCGUCGACAUAUCUGCUAGUGGGAUCGGAUCCAUCUUUGCCGAUGAAAAUCCGAUCAGACAAGUGGUGUCUGAUGGUCUACGGGAACUUGAGACCGUUGUUCUUCAAGUUAUUGGUCAAACUCCUCAUGCUCUCACCUUUGCUCGAUUCGCUCACAGGUACGGGAGGAAGUACCAAAGUAGUGAGGAAAUGAAGCACAGGUACUCGAUCUUCGCUGAAAGUUUGGAGACGAUUAGAUCGCAUAACAAGAAGGGGCUGUCCUAUACUCUUGGAGUCAACGGUGAGUCUUUUCUGCUAGUAUCAAUUUCGUGUUUCUAUUGA
Helianthus annuus (common sunflower) is the source of this 363-nucleotide messenger RNA. RefSeq names its product thiol protease aleurain. The transcript is spliced from 2 exons. The coding region runs from base 1 to 363 and encodes 120 amino acids. The record is from RefSeq and is a predicted model, not a curated record. Lineage: Eukaryota; Viridiplantae; Streptophyta; Magnoliopsida; Asterales; Asteraceae.